AUGUCGACGAUGGCGGAGCCGCUCGGGUUUCCUCCGGGCGCGGACGUCCCGGAGAUCGCCGCGAACGCGCUCCCGCGUGCCAGGGAUGUGCCUCGCUCGGACGCCGAUGCCCACGAGUCCCAGAGCGGCGACGAGUACUUGCCUGACGUUGAAGGGUAUUGCGUUCAGUUCGCAGACGGCACGGAGAGUCGCAUUCGCUUCGAGAGGGUUUCCGGCAAAUGGUGCCCGACGUUCCGGGUGCCAAACAGAGACAUCCCUGUGCUCGCCAACGAGAGCAUGGACAGCAUCGCGGCGAGGGUGCUCGACAUGUUCGAGACGCCGGGCAUCCAGCUCGGUUUCUCCAAGAAGGGGCUCUUGGCCUUGCGCGGCUUCCACACCAUCUUCAACGCCAGGUGCGCCCAGGCGCGCAAUGCAGACAGGGUCUCCCUGUCCGCGCGUCUCGGCAUCGCCCCGUGGCACCUGGCCAUGCUCUCUGCCGGCCUUGCCAUCCUCGAAGUCGGGCGCGGCGCGCGCGAGCCCCCAGAGCUCGCCCUGGCGCCCGCGGCGCCCGGCGCCGGCGGGCCCGACGGCGUCGCUGGAGAAGCCCCGGCAGGCGAGGAAGUCCCCGCGGCGCAGGGCGUGCCCGAGGAAGUAGAUGAAGGCAUCCGGGGGCCGCACUACCCGGACUUCAUCGAGGACACGCACGUCGUGCGGGCGUACAAGCUCUUUGCCGUGCUGGACGCCAUUCGCUCUUGCUGGCACCCCAGGAGGGGCGCGGACACGCCCGAGGAGCGCCUCCGCAGAGCCGAAGUGGCCGAAGAACAAGCUAGCCUGCAGCAGGUUCGCGGCCCGCCUGUUGCCAGCGACGGGGCAGCGGAGGCGGGCUUCCUCGACUACGCGCCGAGUCAGACACAGCCCGGGCGCGAGCCGCGCGCGGAGGCAUCGGCCGCCGCAGCCGCAGAGCCUUCGGGCGGCGCGGGCGAGGGUGGAUCGCAGGUCGCGCCUGCGGCCUCUGCACCGGCUGCGCGCGGGGCGGCUGGCGCGCCUCAGUGCCUCCUCCCCACGGGCGCGGACGUCCCAGCGAUGGACGUCGGUUUCGGCGUGGGCGGGGCGUCGGUGCAGACGCCCAUUCCCGGCGUGACCAUGGUGCCAGACAGGCAGUUGAUGCAGCGCGUCCUCCUCCGUGGCGAGGCUCUGGUAAGCCUGCGCAAGGUGUGCGAUGCGGUGAAGAUGAAACCCGACGGCUCCAGCGCGCAGGUCGCGAAGCCGAUGGGCCUGAAGUCUGACCAGUGCGCCAUUGUCGUCAAAGCUGCCCUCGACCUCUACAACGUCGCCGAGUUCGACCCGCAGGGCUGGGUGACCGAGCGGGAUCGCGGCGCGGCAGUUCGCUUGCGCCUGCCGAACCCCGAGGACGGCACGGCCGUCGCGAAGUACCACAACCUGUUGAUGAAGUGUUGCCGGGUCAGCUAUUCGCAGCAUCUCCAGGUCAUCAAGCAGCGCGAGGAGAGGGGCGGGGACACCAAUGCGCGCGAGGACGCCGCGGGCUGCUUUCCGCUCGCGAGCGCGCCGGGCCGGCUGCGGGGCCGGGGCAUCCUCUUGCUGGUGGGCGGCUGGAAGAAGAUCGUGCACUUCCCCAAACGUUGUCACAAUGUGCGCUGCGGCCGCAAGUACCGCGCUGUCUGGUGCAACUACAUCCAGAUUGGGACGUCACGGCACUGGCACUGCCACGAUGGCGACCCGUUGUACUUCUUCUUCAACUCCACCAUUGGGUUUUCUUCCGAAUGGCUACGGCAGUUUCAUUGCCGCCUUGCCUACCAGCACGUCAGCUUCAUGUCGGAGGCCCAAACGCACCUCCGGACUGCAAGAAUGCGCGGCGUGGCUUCCCUUGUCCCGACCCGGUCAGAUGACUACAUGGCAAAAGUGUGGAUUCUCUGGCGGGCACUGGUCCGUGCCCACGCCCGCGCCGUUCAGUCGGGCGCCGAUCCAGUGGACUCUGUCGGAUCGAUUGAUCUUGCAGUACCUGCGCCUGGUAUCUUGCGCGGGAUCGGCCCAUGGUACCACGGCGCAAUGGAGGCCCAAAGGGCGAGGCAAUUUCACGCUGGUGAGAAGGACGCCACAUUAUUAGUCAUGGAUGGGAACCAGAAGCUCCGUCGCCGCGUCUGCGGUUAUCCGUAUUGCGAGCGUGUCCAUUCGAAAUCGCUGGGCCUUGGAAUGUGGCGCUGUUGUUCCGAGACCCCGGCGCAGCAGCCGGGGAAGACGAAACGCUCUGGCGCGCGUGGCAGCGACGCCGCUGAGGGCGGCGAACCGCCGCCGCCGCAUGGCGGCGACGCCGUUAAAGACGGCGAACCGCUGCUCAAGGCGCGCCGGCAAGUUGCCCGUUGCCCCGCUCAUGCAUCGGCAACGGGCCUGCCUGGCCCGCGGGCGAGGUCCUACGAUAUCCUCUCGCAUCGGCAGAAAAGCGCCCUCACCGACUCGGGCAGGCCAGUCUUCGAGCUGGAGGUCCGCUACAAGUUCAACGGGGCGUGGCUGCCAGCGGACCAGCUCAACGCUGCCGCCGUUCACGCUUACCUGUCCACGAUUGCUGUCAGCGGGAACUUGUCCCAACACAGCGAUGAGCAAUCAUUAGGUCAAAGCUCUUGCAAAACCCACAAGGAAGACAUAAAGACGAAACGGAUGACCGCGCGGAGUGGCGGUUGGCUCUUCGCCAUAUCUGCGUCUGGAUGCAUUGUCCACCUGGACGAAUUCAUGGGGGCUGAGAGCAUCACCCAACGCUACAUGUUUGUGGCACGCUGCUGCGACAUGCUCCCUGGCCUCGAAGUCCUGGUUCACGACGACGCCUGCCACCUGUGCCGGUUCGCGCUCCUCAGAGACGGCCAGAGCGACAUGGCAACGAAUAUCGCCAAGCUGCGCUACAUCACCGAUCCCUUCCACUCCAAGGGGCACGUCUGGAACUGGUGUUUGGAGAACUGCGCGCCGACUUUGCCCGGCAACGCCGCGCGGCUGGCUGGCGUCAAUGCCAAUGCGUGUGAGCAUCGAUUUCGCGACCUCGGGCGCUACAGGGAGAACGUCAACGCCAUGGGGAAGGAGUUCGCACGUUUCUUCUUGACAGAAAUGAUGGAUUUUCGAAACGUAGAUUGGCUCCGACGCGUGAGAUCAGCUCCGUAG
Molecule: messenger RNA, 3144 nt
Organism: Prorocentrum cordatum
Lineage: Eukaryota; Dinophyceae; Prorocentrales; Prorocentraceae
Source: the annotation of a GenBank genome assembly